Messenger RNA from Planococcus citri (citrus mealybug), 6761 nucleotides. RefSeq lists its product as uncharacterized. NCBI's taxonomy places the organism in Eukaryota, Metazoa, Arthropoda, Insecta, Hemiptera, Pseudococcidae. The transcript has 2 exons. The record is from RefSeq and is a predicted model, not a curated record. Bases 274 to 3798 code for a protein of 1174 amino acids.
UAUUCGAGCAAUCAGACGUGUUAACAGCAUCCUUAGUUACAAUACGAAAGCUCGUGAGUUCGAUUCGGCAGUUUUUGGGAUAAAAUUUACCGCGUUAGUAGAAACGUAAAUCAAGAACCGAUAAAAUUCAAAUAAGGUCUAAAAAGUGAAAAAAUACAGGCUAACCUGUGAUUAUCAAUUGAUAUCUGCUUAUUCAUGUUCAUCAGGAUAGGAGCUUCACAGCACCAAUCCUCGAACUAAAUUCACACAUCCGAAAAAGAAAACACAGAUAAAAUGCAGGAAAACCAAAACUGCCAGAACGCAUUCUCCAUCCCUGAUAUAAAAAACGAAGCUAUUAAGGGGCUUUUCCAACUUUUAAACGUAGGAGAAACCAAAUUCUGCAACCUACGCGAACUUGACGAGGCAACCCUGAUAUUAGGUAAUACAGGGGUAGGAAAAACCAUUUUCACUCGAAGAAUUGCAGGGUACGGAUCAUCACUGCGAUCGAUCGAAGAUGGUCUGGGCUACGCGAUCAUAAAAACCAACAACACCGAUAAUGACGAUAAAUCCUUCAUUACAUCAGAUACUGUAUUUCCAGAACAAAUCAAAGACAACAGUACAGGAGCUAUAUAUUACGAUUUACCAGGGUUCCUGGAUACCAGAGGAGCAGCUAAUGAUAUAACUACAACUUACUUUAUCAAAAAAAUAGUCGAUAAUGUGAAACAAGUCAAAUUGCUGUUUCUUAUUAAUCAAAGCUCGUUAAGUAAUCAAGGAACUAGAGACGAUUUCAUUACGCUUCUAUCGCACGUGACAAAGUUUGUGAAAAAUAUCGAAAAAUACAAAGAUGGCAUAGCACUCGUCGUAACAAAAGUUAGAUACCCGAAAAAAACUGAUGAAAACAUCGUCUCUGCAAUAGCUGCGUUCAUUAAAAAAGCUAAAAACGAAUUACAGCAAAACAGUAAGAGCAAUGUGGACUACACCAAUGUAAUUAAACUUCUCGACAUAUUAUUGCAACAAGAUGGAAACACGUAUCCAAAAAUUACAAUUUCUCGAUCACCUGAUCAGAAAGGGCUUUUGAGUGAAAUUCCAAUAGUGCAUGAAAACACCAAGAAGCUAAAAACCAUGCUCUCAAAGAUGAAAUUCGUCGAAAAAAAUGAUUCAGAUUUUGGUUACAUUAUACCGAAGAAAUCUCUCAUAGAUAUUGACAAUAUUAUGGAUGAAAUCAGUCGAAACGCUGCUGCCAGUGCUCGAGAAAUUAGUAAAGAAAUUCAAAAAUAUCUAUUUUCUGAAGAAGAUAAAAUCUACGAUAUCACCAAAUUGUACAGUCUUGCAAGUACCAGAUAUGAUGAAUUACAGAAAUUAAAGCAAGGGGCGAACAAUCAACAAGAAAUCCAAAAAUGUGUACGAGAAGUUGAUAAAGGUGCAGUUUCAAUGAAUAUCAACUCGAAUUACCAGAAAACAUUGAUCAUAUUUGGAGAUUAUCUGUCAUUUUUGCACCAAGUUAGCGACCACGCCAUAAAUAACGAAUUCAAAUGUGCAGACGGUUUGCAAGAUGUCCUCCAGUUUUCCUAUAGGUCGAAAAAAUGGUAUUAUUUUCUGAAUAAAUUAUACGAAAAAUUAUCCGACUAUGAAACACAAAGCAAUACUCUCAAUAGCCAAUGUAUCUCAUUUGCUGAUCAUGUCAUCAAUCAUAUUGAGACUAAAAAAAAUUCUGAAUUCAAAAUCGAUCCGGUUGCUUUGAAAAAAUGCUACCCAAAUUACGAAUCUGAAUUCGAAGAUAUAAAAAGUGUUAUAGUUGAUAAACCGAAAUUAGAAGCUUUAGGUAAAGUGCUGCGCAUGACUUUAAAAAGCAAUCUAUCUUGUUCGUGUGAUUCCAACAAAUUGGUAAUAAAAGGUCAGUAUGUUAAAAUCGGAGAUGUGCCCAACAUUCAAAACACAUAUUGCAGAGGAACGCCAAAAUCGAUAGAAAUCUUCGCAUUGAAUGAGAUAUUCAUAAACGAAGAUUUAGAUGAAAGAGGAGCAGCUGUGCAACUCUCAAUUGUAGCUCCUGUUUGGAAUAUUCAAGGUCCUCGCCGAAUUACACUGGAUGGCGAAUCUGCAAAGGCUCACUAUCCGGCAACCGCACGAGAUGGAGAAGGUUUGGGAGCUCGCGGCACAGAUGGUUUGCCUGGAUUACCUGGAGGCCCAGCAGGAAAUUUCUUUGGAGUAGGUGAUACUUUCAAGUACCUGCAAGGGCUUACAAUAUCUGUCAGAGGUGGUAACGGAGGACCGGGUCAGAACGGAGGUGAUGGUGAGAGGGGCAAUGACGGUGCUGACGCUACGGAUGAUACCUAUAUAGAUCAAGAUUUUUUCGAUGCUCUGGGUUCCUUUUUUUCUUUCGGGUUGAGCCGAAGAGGUACUCCGAAAUCCAGAAACCAUAGAAUCUUAAGAUGGUACACCAAGGGUGGACAUUACGCAAUCUUUCUCGAAGGUAAACCUGGGUCAAGAGGAGGAAAUGGUGGAGAUGGUGGAGCACAUGGUCUCGGGGGAAAUUCAGGUGAGAUUAAUUUCGUUAAACUGGCAUCAUCGGACGCAAACGAUGCACAGAAAGUGACUGGGAAGGGAAGCGACGGUUCAGAUGGUGUAGGUGGUAAAGGGGGCACGGGAGGGAAAGAAGGAAAUCAACUCAGAGUUGGCGAACCGUGGUUAUUUGCAGAUUUUAAGAGUACCUCAACAGAUUCAAUUUAUAUCAGCAAUCGAGCUGCAGGAGGUGAUCGUGGUAGAGAUGGUUAUAUUGAGAAAGAAAGAAAAUAUCCCCAAGGUAGUGAAAAGAUUUCAAACCACAGGGACAUCGUGAAUGAAUUCAAAAAUUAUGCCAGGCAAAACCUAGAACAAAGCGUGAGAGAAUUAUUCCUGACAGAAUUUCUUCGCAAGCUAGAGAAUGAUGCGCGUUUGCAAAACCAUCGUAGAAGACGUCGUAAUAUAAAUCGUUCAGAUCCAACACAAAUCAUCGAUUACAAUGAUGUGGUACUUCGAGCAAAACAUUUCAGAAUUUCACGAACGCUGAAGGCAAUCACAAUGAUAAACGAAAACAGUGCUGACGGAAUUGAAAAUACCUCCAAUUUACAAGCUCUAGAUGCAAAUAAAAUUAAUGGAACCAUUGUAGAUCAUCCUUCUCCUGCAAAAAAUGCAGGUAUCAGAAUCAAUUCACCUAUCAACUUGGCAAUCACCUUCGUGAGCAAUUUUUUCGGGCAAAUGCAGCUCUUCAGCUUUGCCAAUAUAAUGAAUUAUGGAUUGGCUAAAAGUAGCAUCGAAUUUAUGUUCAGUGGUUCAAAACCUUCAGAUGUUUACACCAAUACUGAAGGAAAUACUAACCAAGUAAUGAAACUUGGGAAUUUCAAUAUCACCGAAUCAUUAGCAUUGGCCAACUUCGCAAUUCGUUGCAUAACGAAACAGAAAUUUUACAAUAGUGAAGAGAAAUCUAUGGAUUUAUCAGAGGUGAGAGCCUCUGUGCUCAAUAUUAUCACUGCAUUCGAAGAAAUACUCUGUGGUAUAUCAGCUGAGUACAAUUUACCUCCGGAAUCUUUGGAAUUCGAUCCAGUAACACUGAUUUCUAAACUUGAAAGAGAAGUAAUUAAUCAAAAUUACCAAAAAGUAGAAAAGAUACUGUGCCAAUCAAUUGACCACAAUGUCUAUUUAGACAAUCCCCAAUUUCGGACUCUCAUGCUGUGUAAGCUUCAUGAAGUACUGAAGAGACAAAAAAAAGCUCACUACACCAAAAAUGGCAAUUAUACAUCACACUCACAUAAUGAAAGCAAUGGUUUUAAAAAUGGAAUGUAACAAUCUCGAAAUGUAUCAGCUCUAUAUGAACAACCUGCAAAUCAUUGAACAGAUAGCGCCUAAUAAUUCAAAAUAAUACGUUUUUGCCAUUGAUGGUUCUGAGAUUAUGGUAUAUAUUUUGUAGUACAUAAAUUAGAACUGAAUGAUCAAUUUGAAAAAAAGUAAUUUUGAAAUCAAGUUUUGAAAAAAAAAUCAUCGGUCAUGCUUUCAACUGAUUUUAAAUCCCCCCCCCCCCCCCCCACAAUAAUUUCGAACUAAAUGUUUUUUUAAAGUAUGUAUUACUCAAGACAUAAAUUUUGAAUCGUUUUGUACACUGUUUAGGAUUACUCGUAUUUAUACAUUUAUAAUGUCAAUAAAUUUAUUUGAUUCAAUACUCAAUAGAUUCAUAUAGCCUUCGGUUUUGGUAAUUCACUUACAAGUUACAAAUAAGACCAGUGAAUAAAUUCAAACUUUUUUUGAUGUUAGAAAUUGAAAAUUGAAUUUUUUCAAAUUUUAAUUUUUUUGUGAUGAGUUCAUUUUAUUGAUUGAAAGGGCUUUUUUCAACUUUUUCAACGGAUAUGUAAAAAUUAGGGGUCAAAUGGGUUAACUUUAACAAUCAAAACUUUUUUUCAUCGGUGAUUUUAAAUCAAAAAAUCACAUUGUUUCGCAAACUUUCAAUUUUUUUAAAUCGACUUCACGAAAUAAUGCCACCCCAAUUUUUUAAUAUGUUGUUCAGGAUGAAAAGUUGCCCAUGAUAUAUUUUUUUCAGAAUUUUUGAGGGUCGGAACGAUAUGAAAACUACGUUUUGAAACUUUUCGAGUUAAUUUUUCGUACGAAAAAAAGUGGCAACACCGAUUUUUAUGAUAUCACCAAAAAGCCUUUCAAAACUCAGCUUACUAUUGGAAUAAGUUCCAUUUAGGUGGGUAUCGCGGUUAUCGAUUAAUCCACUGCUGAAAUGGAUAAUAUUUUAAGUUCACUGAAAAAUUUGACACCCUCUGGCAGCCUUUAAAAAAGGGCUAGAGAACUGCGAUUCGCGCCCUUGGUCAUCCCUUCAAAAGUUCUUUCCUCAAGAAAAAUUUCGAAAAAAUCGCCGACUCCUCCCCCCCCUUCUUGAUCGAAUUGGCGUGGAAUGACUCAAAUGCAGAGAUUUUAACAAACCCUCAUUUUUUUGAGAAAAAUUCUGACAUUUGAAAUUGAAAAUUUUAGAAACGCUCAGCACUUUUGUUCAAUUUUAAAAAAAAAUUCAUCUUUAAGGAUUCUGCACAAGGAAAACAAAGAGGUGAUUUGGAGGAAUUGCGACGCAGAAAUUGAGAAUUGUGAAAAAAAAGUGUUAUCAACUAGAUAUGGCUUUUUCCAAUUCAUGUAUUUUUUUUUUUUUUUGUGAAAAGGGAGAGGAGUGAAGGCCGAAGGGGUGGUGGGGAAGAAUUCAUCUUGAGAAAAAAGGUAUUAUCACCAUGCUGACAUUAUUUUUGAUUUUUGCACUAUUUUACAAAAAAAUAUAUGUAUAUUUCAUCAACUUUACGUGAGGUGUUUCAAGAAAUCUUCGAUUUUACUGGAAUUUCAUAAUUUCGUGGUAAUUUUCCAAUGGUUUUCACGAUCAUCUUACAGUUUUUAUGAUGUUUUAUGUAAUUUUCACCAAAUUUUAUUCCACAUUGAUGAUUUUUUUAAAGAUUUGCGUACGUCGAUCCGGAUCACUCUGACUUUUUCAAAAUUGGAAAUUUUUUUUUGAAUUUUUGACAUAUAUGUCAGGUUUUUGAAAAUUUGAAAGAAAAUCGGUCACCAUUUAUUAAAACGUGGGGGAAAAGUUCAUUGAUUUUUCAAGUGUCAGAUUUUGUCUGAAAAAAAUAAAAUAAAAAAAACGAUCAUUGAAAAUUUUAAAACUUGGAAAGAAAUUCGAUAGACUUUCAGCGAUGUCAACUUUUGAAACCUUGGAGAAAAAGAAAACUUAGGGAAAACCCCUGUUAACUUUCCAACAUUAUGUGCAAUUUUUAGAAAAUCAAGAAAAAAAUUUUAUUGAUUUUUUGACUUUACGCCACACUUGAGGGAAAAAUCAAUGAAGUACGUAGUUACAUACUAAAAUUAGGUACACUUAUCAAAAUUCCAAAAAUAACAUACUUACCGACAUUUUGUCAGAUUUUUUUCAAAUUUGGAACUCUGAAUAUUGAGUCAGGUUGAGCAAAAAACAUGUCCAUAAUUUAAAACUUUCUUUGGAGAGGAGACUUUUUACCCACUUUCCUCCGGAUUUCGACAAAUUUUGUUGAAAUUUCAUCAAUUUUCGUGGUUCAAAUUGCACGUAUAUUCCACAAUUAUCCAUCAAAAUAUUCCACCCCCCCCCCCAAAUCACGCUGAUACAGAGCUGAGCACAUGUUGCAGCAAAGCCAUAUUGAUCAUAAAAUUGCUGAUUCGUCGAAUCGAUCAUUAAACCAUAAGUAGGUAAGGUACUAUAAAUCGACUCACCCAGUAUAUUACUCAUGAAUUUCACAUAAAUAAAACUCUUAUGGAGGAACACUGUACUCACCUGAAACAAAAAACAAUAUUUUUUGGAUUAGUUUGCUUCGAUUAUUCAUUUUUCAAUUCUAAUUCAUUUGAAUAGUAAUUCUACAAAAGAAAAGUACCCACAUAAAUGACAAACAAGUAAACACUCGCAAGUCAGAACAUGAAACAGAAUGAAACAUCUGACAUUGAUAUUUGCUAAAUUUCAUGAAGUAACAUAAAGUUUCAUGCUAAUCUUACACUCUUCCAGUUCCAGAGAAAAAAAUUAGCAAAAUAGCAUAACACUUAACAUUGUCCUAAAACUUCAGGAUAAUCAUGGAACAUUAUUUCAACACAAAACUUUCACACGCCUUAGAUUAGCGAUUAGUGAAUUCAUCACAAUCAAUACUAAAGAUUCCUGUUUCAAUUUUCUUUCCAGGAUACCAGCUUCGAAAAACCAACAUUCUGCACAACUGGAAUAAAUUCACACCUCUGCAAUAGAAAAUAAAAAU